Messenger RNA from Tupaia belangeri chinensis (Chinese tree shrew), 1307 nucleotides. RefSeq names its product zinc finger protein like 1 (gene ZFPL1). The record is from RefSeq and is a predicted model, not a curated record. The transcript has 8 exons. Gene Ontology annotation, cellular component: Golgi apparatus. Lineage: Eukaryota; Metazoa; Chordata; Mammalia; Scandentia; Tupaiidae. Bases 105 to 1037 code for a protein of 310 amino acids.
AGUGGCGUCAUCAGUACGCGCCACACCCGGAAGAGACGUGGCAGCUGAGGGAUAAUCGGAACGGCCCGAGGUGAAGGGAGCUGAGCGGGACCUGCGGGUCCAUCAUGGGGCUUUGCAAGUGCCCCAAGAGGAAGGUGACCAACCUGUUCUGCUUUGAACACCGGGUCAACGUCUGCGAGCACUGCCUGGUAGCCAAUCACGCCAAGUGCAUCGUCCAGUCUUACCUGCAAUGGCUCCAAGAUAGCGACUACAAUCCCAAUUGCCGCCUGUGCAAUGUACCCCUGGCCAGCCGGGAGACAACCCGCCUCGUCUGCUAUGAUCUCUUCCACUGGGCCUGUCUCAAUGAACGUGCUGCCCAGCUACCCCGAAACACAGCACCUGCUGGCUACCAGUGCCCCAGCUGCAAUGGCCCCAUCUUCCCCCCAGCCAACCUGGCGGGCCCAGUGGCCUCCGCACUGAGAGAGAAACUGGCUACAGUCAACUGGGCCCGGGCAGGACUGGGCCUCCCUCUGAUCGAUGAGGUGGUGAGCCCAGAGCCUGAGUCCCUCAGCACCUCUGACUUCUCUGAUUGGUCCAGCUUUAAUGCCAAUGGUUCCCCUGGACAAGAGGAGACAGACAGUUCUACCACUGCCCCAGCUUUCUACAGCCAGGUUCCCAGGCCCCCUGCAUCCCCCAGCCGGUCAGAGCAACACACGGUGAUCCACAUGGGCAGCCCUGAGCCCUUGACUCAUGACCCAAGGAAGGUGUAUGACACGCGAGAAGACGACCGGGCACCAGGCCUCCAUGGAGAUUGUGAUGAUGACAAGUACCGUCGCCGCCCUGCCCUGGGCUGGCUGGCCCAGUUGCUCAGGAGCCGGGCUGGGUCCCGUAAGCGACCGCUGACACUGCUUCAGCGGGCAGGGCUGCUGCUACUCUUGGGGCUUCUGGGUUUCCUGGCCCUCCUUGCCCUUAUGUCUCGCCUGGGCCGGGCUGCAGCUGACAGCGAUCCCAACCUGGACCCACUCAUGAACCCUCACAUCCGUGUGGGUCCCUCCUGAGCCUUGCUCUGGCUGGGCCAACCUAGGACCUGGGUCCUGAAGGAAGUGGGGAGGCCUGGGGGCUCUUCCUCUCCACUUCUCUCCUUCAAGCCUGAGACACUAAGAAUCCAGGCCCAAAGCCAAGCCCACCAGAGUGACUGCAGACUGGGCCUGGAAUCCAGUAGGUCAAGCAUUUGUCUUAACCUGCUUCUCCCUGGGUCUCCAGCCAUCCACCCUCCCACCCCCAAGAAGGAGCUGACAGGUGGAAAUAAACAACAGACUUUAUUAAAA